Messenger RNA from Panicum virgatum (switchgrass), 2374 nucleotides. Its product is annotated as probable LRR receptor-like serine/threonine-protein kinase At1g05700. Gene Ontology annotation, biological process: protein phosphorylation. The record is from RefSeq and is a predicted model, not a curated record. The transcript is spliced from 10 exons. Gene Ontology annotation, molecular function: ATP binding; protein binding; protein kinase activity. The coding region runs from base 1 to 2058 and encodes 685 amino acids. Lineage: Eukaryota; Viridiplantae; Streptophyta; Magnoliopsida; Poales; Poaceae.
AUGCCACCCCCGCCCCCGGCCGCGUGUGGAUCCCCUGACGGCCCUCGUCUGCCUGCGCCGCCACGGUUCGCCGUCGACCUCCCCGGCCCGGCACGCCGUGCCGGCCGCACCGCCCUCGCCCCCUGCUCCGACCGCCGCGCCGGCACGACGUCCUCCGGCACCUCGUCCCCGGUGCCGCCCUGCCCCCGCCGCCCCGACCUCGUCGUUCUCGGCACCCCGACGCCGCCCUACCCCGGCCCCGUGCGCGCGCCGCCACGACCUAGCUCGUCUCCGGCGCGGCGCCCCCCGACGCCGCCCUGCACCGGCCCCGUAGUGGAAAUGGAUCCUAUGGACGAGUUAAUGCACAAGCUCAUUCGUGCUGUCGACGUCUCUAACAUCAGCAGCUUCCAUACGCCAUCGAAGAUUUUGUGGAGUGCCGCCACUUCUGUGAAUGGAACCCGGAUCGACUUCACAUGGAGCUCGGAUUCCUGCAUAAACAAUGACAACACAUCAUACCUCCUGUUGCUUUAUUUUGCGGAGGUGCAGAGGUUACCAAGGAAUGCACUGAGGCGAUUUGAUAUCCUUAUCGAUAACGUUACAUGGAACAGCAGCCAGGGGUACAGCCCGAAAUACCUUUCUGCUGAGCUUGUGAAAAGGACCGUGCAGGGAUCAAGCCAGCAUACUGUAUCACUUGUAGCCACACCAGAUGCAACUCUUCCACCAAUCCUGAAUGCAUUCGAAAUAUAUACAGUGCUGCCAAUGACUGAACUUGCGACAAAUGAUGGAGAUGCCAAGGCCAUGAUGGAAAUUCACACAAAGUAUGGAUUGAAGAAAAAUUGGAUGGGUGAUCCUUGUGCACCAAAAGCAUUUGCUUGGGAUGGAUUGAACUGCAGUUAUUCUUCAUCUGGUCCUGCAUGGAUCACAGCUCUGCACUUGUCAUCCAGUGGGUUGAGUGGCCAAAUCGAUGCCUCCUUUAGAGAUCUAAAAUCCCUUCAAUACCUGGACCUGUCCAAUAACAGUCUAUCUGGUUCAGUACCUGAUUUUCUUGCGCAAAUGCCAUCACUCACAUUCCUUGAUUUGUCAAGCAACAAAUUCAGUGGACCGGUUCCUGCAGUUCUACUACAAAAACGUCAAAAUGGAUCUCUUGUAUUAAGGACUGGUAACAACACAAAUCUGUGCGAUAAUGGUGCUUCUACCUGCAAACCAGAGAAUAAGAUUGGCAACAGAGUACUUGUCAUUGCAAUUGUUGUCCCAAUAGCAGUAGCAACUCUACUAUUUCUGGUGGCAUUUUUUAUCCUUCGAAGAAUGAAAAAUAAACAAGCAGGUGAAGCCUCUACUGCUACACCCCUCACUUGGCAUCAACGUCUCAAGAUUGCUCUCGACUCUGCCCAUGGAUUGGAGUAUCUACAUAAGGCAUGUCAACCGCCACUGAUCCACAGGGACGUGAAGACAACGAAUAUUCUGCUAUCAGCUGAACUUGAGGCAAAGAUAUCUGACUUUGGGCUCACCAAGGUGUUUGCCGACGAUUACAGGACCCACGUCACAACACAACCAGCAGGUACCCUGGGGUACCUGGACCCUGAAUAUUAUAACACAUCCUGGCUUAGUGAGAAGAGUGACGUGUACAGCUUCGGAGUUGUGCUACUGGAGCUCAUCACAGGCCAGACACUAGCAGUCCCUGUUACUGGCACUGAGAGCAUUCACAUUGCACUUUGGGUACGCCAGAAACUCUCAAUGGGCAACAUUGAGAGCAUUGUUGACCCGAGGAUGGGAGGAGAGUAUGAUGUCAACUAUGUCUGGAAAGUUACAGAAUUGGCACUGCAAUGCAAAGAGCGGCCAUCACGGGAACGGCCAACAAUGACUGAUGUUGUGGUGGAGCUCAAGGAGUGCAUGGAGCUAGAUGUGCUGCAUGCAAUGGGAUAUUACAGCUCAGCACCGAGCAGCACAAGUAAUCUCAGUGCUGCAAGUGUUGACUUACAGAGUGAUGCACAAGGAAGUGAUCCAAGACAGGAAACUGUGCUUGAGCUUGAACAGUUAGACAAUAGAUCAUCAACUCAACUAGGUCCUGCACCACGAUGAGAUGAUGGUCAAUAAUUCGUGGAGUAAGUCAAAGAUGCAUCAGAAAAUUUUAUUUCAUCAUGUCGUUGAGCUGUUAAAUCAAGUAACUAGUUGUGCAACCCUCCAUCGAUGAAUGGUGUGUAUGGCUAUGAUAGAAAUUGAAUAUGUAAUUUUCAAGUGGAGCUAGAUAUAUAGAGAACUUGUUUGAUAAUAGCUGAAACAUUGAGACAGAAAAUUUAACGGGUAUAGGAAAUAGAAUCAAGACUCAAAACCCAAUCUCCUGAUUGCUAUGGUUCUUGGGUACGUCAACAGCAUCUGAUGUGAACAAGUUUGCCUA